AUGAAUGAUCCAGAGUCAGCACAGGCCAGUCAGGAUAGUAAUAAUUCGACCACCAUGCACCAUACGUCGUACGAGCCUGCAUGUGAUGAAUGCAGGGUACGCAAGGUCAAAUGCAACAAAGAAUACCCAAAGUGCUCCAAUUGCCAGAAGUCCAAUCUGUCAUGUGGUUUCUCAAACAAGGGGAAACGGGUCAAUCAUACCAAAAGGCUGAUCAAUGACGUUGAACUUCUGGGGAAUCGCCUAGGCAAAAUUGAGGAUGUCCUCUCUCGAUGUCUCUCUGUAAUGGAAAACUCCAGCUCCAUGCAAGCCCACCAAAAGUCAACCCCUUCUUGGAAUGAUCGUCAAGAAUCUAGUCCUAUGGAAUUACCAGAUGAUGCAAUGCAGGAUUCUGAACAUUUCGAUGAUGACAGUUUGGUCAAGCUUCAAUCUGAUCGUUACUACCUGUUUGUCGGGGAACACGGAUACGAGCGGUUCUACGGGCUGAGCUCAAUGUUUACAUUAUAUGCAGAGGCCCAAAACGCAUGUGGUCAGCUCAUGGCGUCAUUGCCAGAUUAUAGCAGAGAUGAGGCUCUUCAAUCAUCCACCUCUGCGCUUCGCUGUCGACUGGAGGAGGCAACAAAGCUCUUUGAGAUGAUGGCACAAGAAAGCCCAUCUGUGCUGGAACCCAAUCCAGGAGAUCUUGCCCCGAGCAUUCCUCCUCGUGCGCUGAUGGAAGUCUUUUUGGAUACUUAUGUGUCUGACCUCUGUCCAUUGUUACCUAUUUUCGAUCCCCGAAGUAUCUUAUCUGCCAUGGAGGAGCAAUAUUCAGCGGAUACAGAGCUUCCGGAUCUUGCGUGGGUUACCUCGUUCAAUCAUAUCCUUCUCCAGACCCUUGCUGCCAAGCUCGGCGCCUCCAGGAAGUCCGGACUUGUGCGUGGUGGGUCGCUUGAAGAUGGCCUUGUUUCAAAUCUUCUUCUGAAUGCGGAAAGAUGCUACAAUAACUUCGAAAAACUCCUAAGACCUCGAGUGGCGAAUAUCCAAGCUCUACUGAGCCUUGCCCUAAUUGCUCUCAAAUAUUUUCGAUUCACAAUGUUUGAGACCCUGUUUGCUCAGGCAUGCCAGCUAUCAAAGUCCAUUGGCCUCCACCAUGCCAUUUCUAGACAUGGUACGACAAGUGGACAUCUUGAAAUUGAGCGUCAGAAUUUGUUUUGGUCCCUUUUUAUUGUGGAUAAACAUGCUUCGCUGAUUGCAGGAAAGCCGUGUUUGUUACCUUCGUACGAUUGCAGCGUUCCCUUGCCCACAGACGAAGACCACUUCACGGCGCGAGUGCGACUGGCUCAUAUCCACGAAGAGCUCUACCGCAAUCUGUACUCGGCAGAGGUGCGUCGUAUUGGCAGAGAGUCCAUCAAUCGCCGCGGCGAAAAGAUUGGAAGGAGGCUUCGAUCAUGGGCCGUUCAACAUGAGCAUGUGCUGUCACCUCCUGGCCCUGGUCCUAUCUCGCCUCCUAAUAAAUACUGUGCCAUGGAGCUGAGAUAUGCACUUUCCACCUGUUGGGUACUGAUUCAGCGUCGCAUGAUCACUGCGCAGAGUAGAAAGUCCCGGCUGGGGCACGCUCGGGACAGCCUCACUCUGUUUAAGGGGCUUUGCGCGAGUUAUCAGCACGGAGAUGGCAUAUCAGGAUUUACGGUAUUUGAAAACCAAAUUUCUGAGAGCCUUCGUUCUCUGAAGGAGGGAAGCCGCGCUCAGUCGCAAUCAGCUGCCGUAUCUCCCAGACCGACAACUGCGUCGACAGAUCAAGGCCCCGGCGGGGAUUUGUUUGGAAUGGACGCAAUGGGAUCCUUUCCCGCCAGUUCUGGUGCUCGAGACCAGUUCUGGGAUGUUUAUUCUUUCCCUUUGGGAGACUCGCUCGAUUCGGGCAAGAUAAAUACGAGUCAUGAGGCACAGGCCGACAAUCGAGAUCUCAUGGAUACCAAUGGGCUGUUCUUGAUGUCGGAAGAUACCACCUCUCAUAUUUUACCGACAGACGCAGUUGACUUCGACUCUUUUCUAAGUGGACUUUCUAGUGGUAACCACGAAUUCGGUCGAACAAUAUAG
Penicillium macrosclerotiorum is the source of this 2073-nucleotide messenger RNA. RefSeq names its product Zn(II)2Cys6 transcription factor. Lineage: Eukaryota; Fungi; Ascomycota; Eurotiomycetes; Eurotiales; Aspergillaceae. The transcript has 5 exons. The record is from RefSeq and is a predicted model, not a curated record. Gene Ontology annotation, biological process: regulation of DNA-templated transcription; DNA-templated transcription. Bases 1 to 2073 code for a protein of 690 amino acids. Gene Ontology annotation, molecular function: DNA-binding transcription factor activity, RNA polymerase II-specific; DNA binding; zinc ion binding.